AUGCUCACUGCCAUCACUCCACUUCUGGCUGCUUUCUUUCUCUCGAGGGGCCUCACAGUCCCGACAAUCCCAUAUCCAUUCCCCAACUCAACUGCUCUUACCAAUGGCACAGCACCCAAUGGAACCGUUGAAUACCACUGCAACGACAUUUUCCCAACCGACCUAACUGUCCUCAACGAGCGCUACCCAGACUACAACACCUCGCGGCUCCAUGACGCAAUUGAUCUCUUCAUGCUCCGCCGCGAAGUAGCCGAGCAAGGCGAGAUCGCCACUCGCGUGCAAUUCACCGGCCUUCCCUCCGCCAAUACCAAUAUAACUUGCCGCCUCGAAUUCAUCUUCCCUGCACCAGACCAAAUGCUUGUCCAAGGCUACAACCCGACCUUUAAUGUCUACCAAGUCGAGCGCGACACCGAGACCAUCUCGACAUGGAAGCAGUACGUUGGAAACGGCAUCGAUGCAGACCUGUUUGGCCAGGUCAAUGGACAGCCUGAGGCGAUUGAGAGGACAAGGUCAGUCGGAGGCGUUGCGGCGAUCAAUGAGACGAGGUGCAACGAGACGAUGACGUUUCAGAUGGGUAUGGCGUACGAUAGCAAGGGUGGAGCGCCGAAUUAUUGGAACUUCACGGAGGUAGCGCCGCCUGCCUGGCCGGUGCAGGGCUUCAGGAUGGUAUGGGGUUGCUGA
This is a messenger RNA of Parastagonospora nodorum SN15, 681 nucleotides long. RefSeq lists its product as hypothetical. The coding region runs from base 1 to 681 and encodes 226 amino acids. The transcript has a single exon. The record is from RefSeq and is a predicted model, not a curated record. NCBI's taxonomy places the organism in Eukaryota, Fungi, Ascomycota, Dothideomycetes, Pleosporales, Phaeosphaeriaceae.